Messenger RNA from Colletotrichum truncatum, 5589 nucleotides. Its product is annotated as proteasome component ecm29. Lineage: Eukaryota; Fungi; Ascomycota; Sordariomycetes; Glomerellales; Glomerellaceae. Gene Ontology annotation, molecular function: molecular adaptor activity. Gene Ontology annotation, cellular component: cytoplasm; nucleus. Gene Ontology annotation, biological process: proteasome assembly. The record is from RefSeq and is a predicted model, not a curated record.
AUGUCGGGCGAAUCUCCCGAGGCGCGGGAGAAGAGACUCGUAGGAACCGUUCAGAUUCGGAUCCUCGAGGCCUCUAACAAGGAAGAGAAGCUCAACGAACUGCUAAAGAAGUACCUGUGUGCCUUGCUACUCAAGGCUACGAGCGAACAUGCCUCUGUCCGCAAUGAGGUCAUCCAAUUUGCUGGAAAGCUCAAGACUCUGAUCAUGCACCCUAGCAUCGUUCUACCCGUCGAGGCUCUCAUUGACCAGUAUAAAAACAACACAUCACCCAUUCUUCGUGUCCUUGACAUGUCAUUUAUCCAGCACAGCAUCGGUCGUAUGGAAGACUACGAUCGCCGCGCCCUCGUCAGUAAAGUCGCGCAGGGCAUCUCAUCACCGUCACUGGGACCGACGCAGCCAUCCAUGUUCAAUGUUUUACUCAAGAUCAUCCCGGAUAUCCAAGUGCCAUCUCGCGGCAGCGAAGAGGACAUGGCAUUUCGUGAGGCUAGUGGUCUGACCGACGAUGCCGACGCCGCAUUCAUAGCCAAAUGGCUAGGCAAGGUUCUCCUCCUGAGAAUCCCCGGAGGCUCAAACCUCAGCCGUGAGGAUUUUGAGAGGCUCAACCCGGCACUCACUUCAGAGGAUCUGGAUUUCCUGAAGCCUGAACAGCGCGACACGGCGUCUGCGUAUCAGAAGAUGCAGGAUCUGCGUCGCAAAAUUGCACAGCUGCUGGCUAGUGGCGCAUUCAAGGAUGAGGAGAGGCUCUUACCCGCUCUGUCCGCGGCUGCCAGCCCCGAUUACCAAGUUUCGCAGGUUGGAGAGGAUAUUCUCAAAAGAAUGACCAUCGACUUUGAAAAGAAGGAGAUUGUGGACGAGCUCUACACUUCUCAUGCAAGACUUCCCGCGCCCCAUCGUAUCAGAAUUCUCAACCUCCUUUCCAAGUCAAAACUAGCUACAACAAUGCACGACCGGAUAUAUGCCGUCGUCACUCUCGACUUUGGCACGGAGACGUCGUCAAACACACCAGCUCAUCUCCAGGCUACAAGUGGUCUGGAACGCAACAAGCUCCACAAGGCUCUCUUCUACUUUAUCAACUGGGCAGCGACACAGGGUCCUACACAAGGCCCAUUCACUAUAGGCUCAAAACUCAUCGAUAUGAUGCGCUCGUAUGUUGAGGAUCAAGGCUGGCCAGCUCCAAGAACCCUCUCAGCGGACGAAGAGAUCCUGAGGGCCAUGGCCUACGACCUUCUCGGAUCACUUGGCAUGGGAAGCCCGUUGAGUGUUCAGGACAGAAUGCACCUUGUCGGCUGGCUUUUCCGUUCUCUUUCGGAAGAUCCUACAGCGGAGGCAGUUGUUAACAUCGAGGGCUCGCUUUCGGGCCUGACAAGGAGUUUCGACCCGAAGAACGUCAGCGGCGAAGGUCGCGGCACCGGAACGGGAAACCUGAUUUCCCUCCUGCUUCACUAUAUGGAACUGCCCGAAGACCCUCCAGUGGUGCGCAGCGCACGUUUCUCGGCUGUCAAGUGGGCGAACCAGACCAUCGCAUCGUGGGAUGAGCGGGGUAGAUGGAUCGACAUCCUCGCCAUUGCCGGACGCAGGGGAGAACGGACCGAAGUCAUCGAGGAAGGCCGUAAAGGCUUGGACCCGUGGACUUACCGUGACGGCGAGAACCACAAGAUGCCCGACUGGAUCAAGCUGAUGGUUUACCUCUUCUGUGAGAAGAUUUCCGACGAUUUUACGGGUGAAGAGUUCAUCAGCGGAACCACCCCAAAGAAGUAUCAUCUCGAGUUCGACGAUGAGGCGACGAUUCAGAACUUUGAAGGCGACAAACUCUUUGCCUACCCGGUUGCCGUAGAGUACGUCAAGAGAGCCAUGUUCAUCGCGGCUCUGCCUGACUUCCCUCUCGUUCCCGGCUGGACAGAGCAGCUUGAUACUCAAGUUCGCAACGACAUCAAGACCCGCGACAAGAUCCGCGCCUACCUUCGCUCCAUCGAUGAAGAACACGUCGCCCUUCUCAUCAAAGUUUGCUUCGAUGGCGUGCGUCUCAAGAACAAGGAGGGUGCCAACCCCAUUGUUGAAAGCUGUCUGAGGUCACUCGUCGACAUUGCCUCCCUCGCUCCCUCUGGCUCCAUCAACCACGUCGCCGGGUACGCACAUUUGUUGCAAGCCUGUACGAGGAACAACAACCGCCACAUCCGCUUCCUCUCCGCGCAGGCUUGCGGCAUCUUGGUUCCUCAUCCCCUUAAUGGGGUGGAUCUGGACAUCCCCGAUGAAGCGACCGCCAAGCAGUUGAGAAACCAGCAUAUCCAGGAGUUCUUGCGGAAUCUCAAGGUCAUGAUUCUCGCAUGGGAGAGCUCGGUGGGCACCUAUGCUAACGCGGUCGAGGGAGCUAUCCAGGCAUUUGGGCACAUCUUUUCCAGGGCGGUCUACUACGGUCUCCCGAUUCCCGCCGACACUCAUCUGCCUUCCAAGCUACUGAUGGACAAGAGCCACCACCGUCCUUCGUUGGAGGACGCCAUUCUCGAUUGCUACGCUGAGCUGUGGACCGCCGGUCUUUCGCAGUAUAUCCCGGACAACGUUAAUAACCUCACGGCCGACUACGUGAUUGAGAGACUCGGAGAAAAGGCCGCGGCAGGUAGCGACAAGGCCAUCUUCGCGCUCGGUCGACUUGCGUUGGCAUUCAACGAGCCCAACGAAGAGGCCACCCCCGAAGACGGCAUUUUGUAUCCCUCUAGCAAGACUUCUGGCAUCGACAGUGUUUUGCGCGUGCUUUUUGGCUUGCACACCAGACGUGAGACGGAGAUCCAGUUCACCGUCGGAGAGGCCAUCACCGCCGCCAUCGCCUGCUGGGACUCGGACUUUGUGAAGUUGACCAAGAACGUCGACGGGCAGGAUGGGCCUUGGAAGAAGGAAAAGAGAAGCAAGAGAAUCACUGCCGUUCUUGACAAGCUUUUCAAAGAUUCCAAGACUACCAAGCCAUCUCUCCUCAAGGCCUCCGGCAUCUGGCUCUUCUGCGUUGUCCAGUACUGUGGACAUCUCGACGAAGUUCAGUCGCGUCUCCGAGAGGCUCAGGUCGCUUUCAUGAGACUCUUGAGCGCGCGCGACGAGCUGGUCCAGGAGACUGCCUCCCGCGGUUUGUCUCUGGUAUACGAGAAGGGCGACGAAGACCUGAAGCAGGAUCUGGUUAGGGACCUGGUAUCGGCUUUUACUGGCAACAGUACGCAGAUCAAGGUCGAAGAGGAGACAGAGCUGUUCGAGCCCGGUGCUCUGCCAACCGGCGAAGGAAAGUCAGUCACGUCGUACAAGGAUAUCGUCAACCUCGCCAACGAAGUCGGCGACCAAAGUCUGGUCUACAAGUUCAUGUCUCUUGCCACCAAUGCAGCGACCUGGUCGACGCGUUCAGCGUUCGGCAGAUUCGGUCUGAGUAACAUCCUCUCCGAGUCGGAGGUCGACCCGAAGCUGUACCCCAAGCUCUUCCGCUACCGUUUCGAUCCGAAUAGCAACGUCCAGCGCUCCAUGGACGACAUCUGGAAGGCCCUCGUCAAGAACCCCAACGAGACAAUUAGCGUCCACUUUGACGCCAUCAUGGAGGACCUUUUGAAGAACAUCCUCGGCAAGGAAUGGCGUGUCCGCCAAGCUAGUUGCGGCGCCAUUUCCGACCUCAUCUCGGGACAGCCUUUCCACAAAUACGAGAAGUACUACGCAGAGAUUUGGACUGCGGCAUUGAAGGUUCUUGACGAUGUCAAGGGAUCGGUUCGCGAAGCGGCGCUGAAACUGUGCAUGGGCUUGACGAACACCAUUGUCCGCCAGCUCGAGGAGGGCGGUGCCUCAUCCUCAGCGCAGGCCAUGCUCAAGCAAGCCCUCCGCUUCCUCCUUUCCCCGAGCGGACUCGAGAGCGGCGUGGACGAAGUAAAGAUGUUCUCGCUCAAGACCAUCAUCGACAUUACCAAGAAGGGCGGUCCUAACCUGAAACCCUUCAUCGUCGACUUCAUACCGCCUCUCCUCGGCCUCCACAGUACCAUCGAGCCGGAGCAGAUCAACUACGCCUACCAAAAGGUUAGCGAGGACUCGAGAGACCAGCUGGACAAGCUCCGAGCGAGAUGGGUCAACCAGUCGCCCAUUUCCGAAGCCAUCGACAACUGCCUGCGCCAGCUAGACGCAGACGGCAUGAGACAGCUCGCGCCCAAGCUCGAGGAGAUCAUUAAGACGGCUAUCGGCAUGCCGACCAAGAUUGCAUGUGCUAGGUUGAUUGGUGAUUUGGUUAUGCGCCACGCGGUCGACUUCAAGCCGGUCUCGGCCAGGUUCAUGCAAUUGAUGGAGAAGCAGGCGCUCGACCGCAACGACGAGGUGAGCAAGGGCUACGCCCGUGCCGUGGGAUACCUCAUGCGUAUCGUGCCCGACGCGUCCAAGGAGCGGCUCGUCGACAAGUUCAUCGAGCUCUAUUUCGGAAGCGAGGACGAAGCCCGGCGCGCCAAGGUGGCAGAUGUUGUUCUUGGAGUGUCGAAGCUCGCCCCCGACCACUUCAACAGGCUGGCGACGAAGUUCAUCCCCUUUACAUACAUGGGCCUUCACGAUACGGACGAUUACACGCGAAAGUGUUUCGACGAGGUCUGGAGUCAGCAUGGCUGCAGUUCCCGCACCGUUGCCCGGUACGUCCCUGAGAUUGUCGGCUUCGUCAAGAGGGGCCUGGAGGCGCCCAGGUGGAACCUGCAGCAUACUGCGUCCUUCACCAUUGCGGCUACGGUCAAGGCGGUGGCCAAUUCCAGCGAUGCCACCGGACAGAUUUCCGAUGCGAACCUCAAGGUGAUCUGGCCGAUUUUCGACAAGGCCCAUGCUCUCAAGACGUUCCCCGGCAAAGAGAAACUGUUGGAGUCGUUCCCGCAGUUCGUUGGCAAGGGACAAAGUCUCUGGAAGAAUGACUCUGCCAUCGCUGCUCAACAGCUAAAGGUUGCUGUGCGCGAGGCGAAGCGGAACAACGAGGACUACCGACCCCAUGCCUUUACGGCUCUUUGGAAGUUUGCGGAACAGCGAGAUGAUCGUGACAUGCUCGAGGACAUUUCGACAAUCGUAAGUGGAGUGCUGGAUGAUAUGCUUGACGAGGAUAGAAUGGACGUCGACAGCACCGGCGACAAGACCCGAAAGGCGGCAGUCAGUGCCAUCGAGGCCGUCGCGAGGGGCUACAACCGUCCGCAGAUGAAGGAGAACCCGAUUGCGGUUAUUAAGAAGGUGUUUGAGUUGCUCAAAUCGUACCUUUCAAGCCCCAAGUUUGCCGCCAUCAAGCGCGAAGUGUGGUACGAAAGCGUCCGCGACCUAAUGAAGGCCGCUGAGAAGCCGGAUUCCGGCACUGCGGCUGAUGGCAAGGAGGUUGCUCUUGGGUACCUCCACAGUCUAGAUGUUGAGGCUGGCGAUGUGGGCACUGAAUCUCAACGUACUAUGAGAGCGCUCGCGGUCGGGCAAGUCUUCCAGGCGAUGCAACGGGGGGUUUUCCCGACGCCAACUGCGGAUGAGAGGAAGGGCUUUGUGGAGAUGACUAAGAAGAUGAUGGAUGGGGAGAGGUCUUUGGAGGUACAGAAGCAUCUCAAGGAGAUCUUGGGCGAAUUGGAGAAGUAA